Cuscuta campestris is the source of this 1714-nucleotide messenger RNA. The record is from the annotation of a GenBank genome assembly. NCBI's taxonomy places the organism in Eukaryota, Viridiplantae, Streptophyta, Magnoliopsida, Solanales, Convolvulaceae.
CAUAGAAAGCGACCACCUCCUGUGAUGGCCACAAGGCUUUAAACAUGGAGAGAGAAAUCGGCCGGGGCAUGGUGUCGCCCUGUAGCUACACUUGUUUGUCGUCCCAAGUGAAAGCCAAGGCGUCGGAUGUGGCUGGGCAGCGGGUUGGGCUGGGGUUUCGGCGGAGUGGGCAAGAGCAGGGUCGUAGGAGCCGCGCGCAAACCCUGAGGCAGGACCUUGGGAAAACCACCACUAGACUGCGAGUACGGCCGUUGUUGCACCGCUUGGACCAAGGCGGCAUGUUUCGCCUCGAGCUCCCGGGCCAAUACGAAGGAAUCGGCCAAGAUAACUGUCGCAAAAUCUCGAGAUGUGAAAUCGCAAAACAAAUGUGGGAAAAAUUGGAGGUCACCUACGAAGGAACCGCGCAGGUUCGGGAGGCCAAAAUCGACCACUUCACUCACGAGUAUGAACUUUUCUCUAUGAAAGAAAACGAGAAGAUUGAGGAAAUGUUUGAGAGGUUCUCUAACAUCAUCAACCCUCUCAAUCUUCUCGGGAAGACAUACACCGACCGUGAGCUCGUGAGAAAGGUGCUACGAAGCUUAUCCCCAAAAUGGUGUUCAAAGGUGGACACAAUUGAAGAAGGUUGUGACUUCCAAACAAUGACAUAUGAUGCUCUUCGAGGUAAUAUCAUUACCUACAAAACCACCCAACUCUCAAAGGUGGUUGAAGAGAGGAGCAAGAGGUCUAUUGCUCUACCCGCAACUACAUCAACCCACAACAAUGUUGAUGAUGAAGAUGAUGACAACGACGACACCGACCUCGGAGUAUUUGUCCGAAAAUUCAAGAAGAUGAUGCUCAAGAAGGGAGCCAAGAAGAACACUUCACCCAAGUGCUAUGGGUGUGGUGAAAUUGGACACAUCAAACCAAUGUGUCCGAAGCUCAAGAACGAGAAGGACAAGAGGGCACCGAAGAAGCAACAUGCCUACAUUUCUUGGGAAAACGAUGACUCCAGGAGUGAAGACUCGGAAACGGAGGAAGUGCCCAACUUGUGUCUCAUGGCCAUUGAGGAUGGUGAAACAUCAAAAGAGGUCUGCUUGAAGGCUUCGAGUACCUCUUGGUAUCUCGAUAGCGGAUGCUCCAAGCACAUGACCAGAGACGCAUCCAAAUUUAGGAGUUUAGAAUAUUUCAAAGGUGGCAAUGUCGUUUUUGGUGACAACAACAAAGGAAGGAUCAUUGGAAGUGGCACCGUCGGGAGAGACAAUGCUACAACCGUUGAGAACGUUCUUCUUGUUAAGGGCCUCAAGCACAACCUUCUUAGCAUUAGCCAAUUGUGCGAUACAGGUUCUUUUGACGAUGAAGAAGAAAUCAUUAAGGAAAAAGAACCGGAAGAAGAGAAAACGCAGGAGCAAAUGGAGCUUCCUAAAGAGUGGAGAACGUUGAAGAAUCACCCGAUUGACAAUGUCAUUGGUGACAUAACGCAGGGAGUUUCUACUCGUAAUUAUCUUAGGAACACAAUUAAUCACAUGGCCUUUGUUUCUCAAAUUGAACCAACAACCGUUUUGGAUGCUAUUAAUGAUGAACAUUGGUCUAUGGCAAUGCAAGAGGAGCUUAACCAAUUUAAACACAAUGAUGUUUGGGAAUUGGUGCCUAGACCUAAUGAUCAUUCCGUUAUUGGCACAAAAUGGGUGUUUCGUAACAAACUNUCUUAGGAACACAAUUAAUCACAUGGCCUUUG